Molecule: messenger RNA, 1419 nt
Organism: Saccostrea cuccullata (small rock oyster)
Lineage: Eukaryota; Metazoa; Mollusca; Bivalvia; Ostreida; Ostreidae
Product: DNA ligase 1-like
Exons: 12
Source: RefSeq, a predicted model, not a curated record
GGUAAGCCAGCUAAGAGAGCCAAGAAAGAGAAAGUGGUGGAGGAAGAUGAGGAAGACGAUGAAGAAUUAGAUGAGGAGGAAGAGGAGUCAGGUCCCUCCUCAGAUAACCCAGACGACGAGGAUUUUGAACUGGAAGAGAGCUCUAAAUCGAAAAAGAAAAGCCCUCCAAAGAAAAGAGGGAGAAAGAGUGCCAGCAAGAAGGCGGCAGAAUCAGAGGACAGUGAAGAAGAGAAAGACGAGGAAAGCGAAGAGGAGACAGAGGAGAAAGAGAAGAAACCAAAGAAAGCACCAGCCAGGCCUCGGAAGUCAACCACCACACCACCUAAAAAGGGAAGACCUUCGACUGGAGGAAAAAAGAAAACUGCCAACAAAGUUGUAUCCAGUGAUAGUGAAAUCAGCAGUGAUAGUGAUUCCGAAGAGGAAGUCAGCAGUUGGAAGAAGAAAGAUGAAGAGAGGAAGAAAGCAAUGGAGAAAAAACUCAAAGAAGCUGAGGAAAAGAGGAAGAAGGAGGAGGCGGAGAGGAUUAAAGCCAUCCGAGCGGAACAGAGGCUGGCCGCGAAAGAGGAGGGGGAGGAAGAUCAGGAGGAGGAGGAAGAAGAAGAGGAAGAGGUGAAGCCGAGGAAGAAGUCCAGAAAAAACAAGGAAGAAGACAAGACAACAGAUGAGGAACAUCAAUCCAGUACACCAAAACCUUCUAAACAUGUCAAAAAGAAAGCGGAGAAACCAGAGUCUAAGAAACAAAAGGUGGAUAAAAAUAAAGAGAAGGGCAAGUCAAAGGAAGGGGAGGAAGAAGAGGAAAUGGAAGAGGAAAAGGAUGAAUCCAUGAAGGAAGGAAAAAUGGAGGAGAGCAGCAAGGAGGAAAAAUCCCCCAAGAAACCAGUGAUAGAGUCAGAUACGGAGGAAACAGAGCAGGCGGAAAAGUCAGAGGAAAAAGUGGAGGAAGGGGCGGAGGAAAACAAAGAAUCCAAGGGGGAGGAGGAAAAGAUGGAAAAGGACAUUGUGAAUGAGUCAAAAGAGGAAAUUCCUAAGGAGAAAGAGAAAUCAAAGGAAGACCUAGAGAAAGAGAAGAAAGCUAAGAUUGCCAGAGAGGAGGCCAGACGAGCGAGAGAGGAGGAACGCCGACGUAAACAGGAAAGAGAAAGGGAGAGGGAGCGCAAAAUCAAAGAAAGGGAGGAAGAAAAAGAGAGAAAGAAGAAGGAAAAGUAUGAACAAAAGAAGAAAGAAAAGAUCAGCUUUAUGCACACAGAGGGGAUAUUAAGUGCUAUGGAUAAUGAGAUUAAACUGUGUGUCCAGAGGGAAUCUACAGAUGUGGACAAGUGUCUAGCUAUUAUGGAGGAUUUAGAUGCUCUGCCUGUUAAUCAGGUCAUGCUGAAGAAAAACCCAGACAUCAUGAAAACCAUUAAAAUGCUGAGGAAAUAU